Molecule: messenger RNA, 1830 nt
Organism: Monascus purpureus
Lineage: Eukaryota; Fungi; Ascomycota; Eurotiomycetes; Eurotiales; Aspergillaceae
Source: the annotation of a GenBank genome assembly
GCAAAAGCCGCGGCUGGCAAUUACUUAUCGGCGAUGUAUUGCCAUCGGUCCAUCCUUCCAGAGCACGCUAUCAUCCUACCAUCCUCUCCCCUCGGAAUGUCGAAUCUAGCUCUCUUCUCGUAGCAUUUUUAUCUCUUAUUUUUAUAUCCCCUGAUCCUGCCUUGUAAAAUGGCAUCUAUUCCAGGAUUCUCAGCCGGCCGGAGGGCCAGGCCGUCAGAUACCGCAGCGUCUAGGAACUGCGAGCUAGCGAGAGCACCCGGCCACGAUUCAACUGGCUCUUUUUCUGCAGGGUCCCUGGAGGACAGUGAGACCGUUCUUCUUAAUAGGGAAUCGUCGUCAGAUGGACAACCGCCGACAGAAAUUUCAGCAAGAGUGUCCAACAAAUCCCCCUACUCGGUCUCGAACACCUCAGACACCAUCGAUUCGUCUGACACCGAACCGCGAAAGUGCUGGAUCUGUUAUACCGACGAGACAGAAGAUUCGCCACUCAACUCAGAAUGGCGCUCGCCUUGCCCUUGCGCUUUGACUGCUCAUGAAGCUUGUCUCCUGGACUGGUUGGCCGACAUGGAGAACCCUCGGACACGCAAUCUCAACGGUCGCACAACUAAGAUGCUCUGCCCGCAGUGUAAGUCCGAAAUAAUGGUAGCGCGACCGCGCAACUUCGUUGUGGAUGCUGUUCGCAUGGUUGAAAGACUUGCGGGCCGCUUGGUUUUGCCUGGGGUGGUGUUCACUUUGGCGGGGACGGUUUGGGCCGGUUGCUGCGCACAUGGGAUGUAUUCUAUGUACUUUGUCUUUGGAAAAGAGGAGGCAAGACGGAUAUUUGAGGAGAAUGUAGACGGACCCUGGCCGUUCAUACCGUUGGCAUUGAUCUUUGCGCGCACCCGUUAUGCCGAGGCCCUUCUCCCUACCGUUCCGGUGCUGUUCUUUGCAUCCCAUGGAUCCACACAGGAAUCAGACCUGGAUCUUUGGCCUCCAAGUGCAGCCAUGACCUUUGCCGCCCUUCCUUAUGUGAAGAGUUUCUACACCACUCUCUACGAGAGGUUUUUCGGAAAAUUGGAGCGGAAGUGGGUGGCGGAGAUCCAGCCGAGAGCAGGGGAAAAUGAAGCAGGGCAACAAGACGCUGCUGGAGCUAUGGACGAACGGGGAAAUGACGGACAGAUCUUGAUGGAGAUCGAUCUCGAAUUGCAGGUCGGACUUGGUGGUGAUGAAGACGCACAGGAGGCUCCCGCGGGACAAAACCAAGGAGCAGGUCCAAUGCCUGGAGUCGGGCGCGCACACAAUGAACUCAUAACAGAUGGCAGCAGCCUUGCGGGGACUGUCCUCGGGGCCCUUCUAUUUCCGGCAAUAUCCGCGAGUAUGGGUGGGUUACUAAAGCUUAUCCUCCCAAAGUCGUGGACUACCCCUUCAUCCAUGGUGUUAGAGCGAGGUCGAGCUGGACUCUUCCAAACCCGCUGGGGAAGAAGCGUCGUUGGCGGUUGCGUCUUCGUCUUGUUGAAGGAUGCGUUGAUUCUCUAUUGUCGGUGGAAGCUGGCGCAGACACACCGAAAACGACGGAUAUUAAACUACGAUCGGAAAAAGAAGCAGGUUGCGGGAAAGGGAAAUGAUAAAUAGAUUGCUGGACUGAUUCCUGGUUUAAUUGCUUCUUGGAUUUUCCUCUUGUCUGUUCAACCUGACGAUCAUAACACGGUUUAAUGCAUUUCUAGCGGCGUUGGCAUGAUUCAACUUGGCAUCGAUAAUGACGCUCAAAAUUUCCUUUCUCUCUCUACGUUGUAUAAUACAACCAGGGUAUUUUCAUUCUUAGCAAAAAAAGAGAAUUUGCAUAUAUCAAAC